Messenger RNA from Meloidogyne enterolobii, 413 nucleotides. The record is from the annotation of a GenBank genome assembly. Lineage: Eukaryota; Metazoa; Nematoda; Chromadorea; Rhabditida; Meloidogynidae.
UGUCUGUUUUCACGUGGACAAGGUAAGGAAGUGCUUAAAUCUGGAGUUUAUAUCUGUUUACACUUAUUCAUAUUGGAAAAAGACAUUGGUGUUGUGACGCCAAUGUUUAAGAGAUUACGUUGUUGUGAAUGCUAAAAGGUGAAGUUUUCAAUCCAUAUGUAGUGAGCAUUUAUUUAAGGUAGAUCAUUCAUCCUAAUAGGAUGAAGAUGUGUUUUUAUUUGGGAGGGGAGAGGAAGGAAGAUGCGGGAAUAGGAAUUAGAAAUUUUAGGGGAGGGAAAAGGAAAAGAUCUGGUCGAAUGGUAGAGGAAAUGAGUGGAAAAUUAAUCUUGGGGGAGAAAUUCUGGAAUUUGAUAAGAGGAAAAAAUUGUAGGACGGGGGAUGGGAAGAGGAAUAUUCUUUUGAUUAGUCAUUAG